AUGGCUGACGAACGGGAGGAGACCAGCCGCUUGUACGGCCCUCCGAGAAUCACAAUCAUCCCUCAUGAAGGUCUUGAGGCAGGACCGCCUCAACUGCACGCGAGUCGUCUUCCGAGUCAGCCUCAAGCACUCCGCAUCAUCCAGCCUUUGGAGGCGUGGUACCCUCCCACUCGUUCGACGGAGACCGCGCCGGCAUCGACGGUUUUUGAUUCGCAGCGAGUGCAGAGACGAUGGCUAUUCAACGCCCACCCGGAAGCUUUCAUAGGCAGCUCCGAAGCCACCGGCUUUUUAGCCGAGGGCCUCUCUCAGAUCAUGCAGCCCGAAGCUGCAGCCCCCUCGGCGCAGCCGCUCAUGGCCAUCAGCCAGAUGGCGGACGUUAGCAACCACACCCGCGUCCAUCCGGUUCCUGUGCUCGCCAUGGCCACGGGCGAGUCGGGUGAGCUCCUUCGGCUUUCCAAAUUGAACGAGACGAAAUGGCAGUGGGGCGAGCACGAGAAUCCCAGCUUACAGCUAUUGAACGUCGAUCAGCAGGACAGGGAGGAAACAGUACUUUGGUCAAGCGACGGUGCCCCUAUUCAACAGAUCAAGCCCGCGCUCAGUCUGGUACGAUUCGAGCCUACACGAUGGCUUCUCAUUCAGAAGAGGACAUCGACCACGAUACUUCAACCGGAAUACCACCGAAUCCCAGUCUCGGAGCGUCCGCCAGGGAUCGCCAGGGCUAUCGAACGCCCCUCCCGAGUCAACCCGAAGCCUAUCUUGACCAUCACCUCAGAACAGACGGGAGGUUUUGCCCACUCCGACGUUUCGUUCAGGUACGGAUCUCAACGGAAACCUCCACAACUUGCCAUCAUCGACGAGUGUGGCUACUACAGUGUCUGGGAUAUCAAGGGCCGAGACAUGGUAGGUUCCACCAGCAAGCGUGCGAAGCUGAGACACUGCGGCCACAUUGAACUGGGUGUCACGGAUCAACUGCCAGACGAAGACUCGCCAGCUUUCCGCUCAGAGCCUCAUGGUGUGUUGUGGAUCGGCCCCGCCGGUAUGGGCGUGGACCUCUGGGACGUUCACUCCAUCGAGGAGCUCAACACUGAGAACGACCUGGCUGCUCUCACUGCGCUGUCUAAGAAGCUCCUGCUGUGGAAUCGCACUCGGUUCGAGGUGAUCGACUUAAAAGAUCCAAGUUUUCGAAAAACCUUGCCGGUACUGAAGACGAAUGAAGCGGAUUACAUUCUCGACGUAAAGCCGAAUCCUGUGAACAGAACUCAGGUGAUUGUUCUGACAACAUCAGCGUUGUUCUGGAUUGAAACUUCAUCCGAGGCAGCUGCUGGGUACAAGACGGGCGAUAUUUCCACACUUCAGUCAUUCGCACAUCUCAGGGGCUCAGAUGCCGACAGUCUCAAGCUUACGGUUCACCAUAGAGGACAUGAACGGGGCAAAGAGACUUGUAUCGCAUACCUCUACUCUGAGAAGUCUCCGGAAGUCGAGCUGUUUUGGCUUUCCGUGCCCGAGGAGACCGGGCUACCACAAUUCCAGCAUUACAUGAUGAGGGUUGAAAAUGGGUCUACCGACAGGCCGCUUAAGAUGCACACGUUGUGCCCUACUCCAGCCCGCUUCAUGCCGGAGUCAUCAGAUUCGGACGCCGGUCUAGGUGCGGAGUACCGGAAUCGCGAAGUCGGAUUCCAACAGCUCUUCAUCCUCGGAAGGGACCUUGGUAUGAACCAAACGCUCAUGGCCUUUUCAUCCGCCCGGGAUCUUGAGGUCGUCCCUCCUGACAACAGUCGUGACUGGUCAAAAAAUGCCCAGAGGCGAGCGCACCGGAAAAGAAGGAAGCAGUUCCUUCACUACAUCGGCGACACAUUCGUGGUUCCGGAUGGCCUGGGCGACAUGGACGAGCUGGUACAGCGUCGCGCCAAUCGGUACCAGGAAAUAUUGGAACAGACUCGGGAUGUUAAAGACGAACAGAUCCAGCAGCGGUGGCCACGAACUCAUAACUUCGACCUAUUUGCAUCCCGUAUUGCUGUAUCGAUCGACUCGAUCAUCGAGGCUGCUGAGACCCCUAAUAUCGAGCGCCCUCUUUCCGUAUUCGAAGCCAUCUACGAGGCGACGAUGAACUGCCUGGAGACCGAGGGCGGUUACAUUCCUUUGCACACUUUGCACGAAUACGAAGUAGCUUUCGAAGCGCCUCCGAUGGACGGAGAGGCCAUAGCAGCAUGGGACUCACGUCUCCAGGAGCUUUUUGCCACGUACGAUCAACGAAUCGUUGCCCAACCAUUUGCAACACACCUUUUACGGGGUGCCGACACAACCACCCCGUUGGCAGACAUUCGGCACCAACUCGAACAGCUUUGGGGUACAGCCGACCUCAACCCGCGAGCACAUCACUCCCGCAGCGUCGUCCUCGCCGAGACGGCCGAAGCCAUCGCUAGAUCCCUUUUCGGUGUCGCCGUUCUCGACGAGAAGCUUCUGACAGUUGAAGACGAGCCCGCCACCUGGGUCCCAACACCACCCGACCUACCACCACAGCAAUCAAGCCAGCGACUUUCCAUGUCCAGCCAGAGAUCCUCGCUCGGCAGUCAACGACUCUCCAUGUCUCCUCUUAAACCACGAAAUUCAAUGUCCCCAGUCAAGGCAUCCCGUGUCACAAUGUCGCCAAUCAAGCCCAGACUCUCCAUGUCACCCCUGAAACCCCGCGGCUCAAUGUCCCCAGCAAAACACUCCUCGCAGCCCUUCUCAUCCUCGAACCCCUUCUCCUCAAACCCUUUCUCCUCCUCCGCACCCCAAUCCUCAGCCGCCGCCUCCCGAGACACCGCCGCCGCCGCCGCCGAGGCCGCAUCGACAGCCCUCUCGCGCCUGAGCAUGCUCGCCGCAGACAUCAACACGACAGACGCCCCGGCCCGCCAGCACUCCGUCCUCUCCUACUGGCCCGCCAAGCGCGGCGUCCCCACAGACGACUACGUCUCCUCCGUCCUCGCCUCCUCCACCAAACACAUCGACGCCAUCAAGGAGCGCCGCGAACGCGUCGAAUCCCGCCGCCGCAAGCGCAAGUCCCAGCUCUACGGCGGCAGCUCGCAGGCGCCCGUCUCCUCGCAGGGCGGCGGCGGCACCACGCAGGACGAGAUGGAGGACUCGGAACCCGCGACGCAGCCGGAGCCCGCGACGCAGCCCCUGCCGAAGCUCGCGCCGCCCGUCAUCGAGUCCAGCCAGUUCUCGCCCGUGCGCUCGUCGCAGCCCGUCAUGUCGUCACAGAUACCGCAGGUCAUGUCGCAGCCCCUCGCCGGACGACACGGGAUGCGGUCGCCCAAGAAGAAGGGGAAGAGGAAAUCCGGGUUCUAA
Molecule: messenger RNA, 3330 nt
Organism: Colletotrichum karsti
Lineage: Eukaryota; Fungi; Ascomycota; Sordariomycetes; Glomerellales; Glomerellaceae
Exons: 3
Coding region: 1-3330 (1109 amino acids)
Biological process (GO): nucleolar large rRNA transcription by RNA polymerase I
Cellular component (GO): RNA polymerase I core factor complex
Molecular function (GO): RNA polymerase I general transcription initiation factor binding; RNA polymerase I transcription regulatory region sequence-specific DNA binding
Source: RefSeq, a predicted model, not a curated record